CCCAUGCCUGCGGCAGAAGGCCUGGAGGCCUGGGCAGGAGGGUGGGCACACUACCAAGGGGGCCAGGGAUUCUGAACUCAAAACGCAGGCCUUUCUGGAGUGGAAGGAAGAAGUAGCAGAAGGUGAAGCAAGGCCUCCUCUGGCUCAGGUUGCAGGAUGGAGGGAAGUCAGCACUGUGCUGUCUGCUGCAAAGAUGGCCCAGUUCACAAGCUCAGGUUUUGCUUUUAGAGGAUCCUACCUUGGGCUUGCUGGAGCCCAUUCCCUACCAAUGCACAGCCCCCCACUGCUCUUGCAUCAAGUGUUCUGCACCCGUGGCAACACGUGUGCCCUGUGUCCACGUGGGAGCAGUAACCGGCAAAAGACAUCUGCUGCCAGCACUUGUCUUGGCUGCUCCUUCAGGAGGCCGGCACCUUAAUCAGAGACACGGAACACGUUUGCACCCCUGAGUUCUCCCUGUCCCCUUCACUUUUCCCAAUGCCCUGGCUAUCAGCUGGGAGUCGCAGCCAGACAUGCAGAACCUGGAGCUUUGAACAUCAGACUGGGCAGCUUUUAUUUUGCAGAAUGCAAGAAAAAGUCCAAAUAACACGAGGAAUCUUGACAGGAUGUCUAACCAAUCUAAUCUUCCUGCAAAACUCAGCAACUGAGGGGAGUUUUGUGCUGCAGCUCAUCACUUGCCCGAAAAAAAUCAUUCCUCCAAGGAGAAAGUGUUUCUGCUCUGACAGCUGCUGAGCACAGCCACCAAUUGCUCCAGCUGCCGCUCCCAACAGCCCCCUGCAAGAGCACAGACAUCAGUGCCCGUUGGCUUUGGCUGCCCUGGGGCAGAGAAGUGCCCCGGGGACACAGCUGUGUGGGGCAGGAGACGGGCACCAGCCCUGCCAGGACUGGGGGCGGUGGCAGGUCUCCUUGGGCGAGGACUUGCCAGAGCUGCUGAUUUUGGUGCAGCCCCGGGCAAUGGGGUGGGAGCAGCAUUGGUGCCCUCGCCCCCACGUUCCUUCUGUGUGUCACAGCCCCGUGUUUGGGAGGGCACCAGCCGGCACUUCUCCCAAGGAGCCCGUGCCAGCUCGUGUGGAGGCCCCGUGGCCUUCCCGCUGCGGCUGCGUCGGCAGCCGAGGGGGCUCCUUCUGCUGCCGUGGGCAGGCACAGCAGGGGAGGGUUUGCUUAGUUUUUCAGCUGUGCCUAAAGUUCGUGUCCAGCUGUCUUAGAUACUUUGGAGAAUGGACUCCUUCCCACCUGAGGCAGGUUGGCCGGGCUGGGGGAGUCCCCAGGGCAUGGGGCAGGGUGUCACAGGGCCCUUUGUGACACGUGAGGACAUAGUAGUGGUGGUGAGGUGGCCACGCCUCAGUGCUCCUCGGAGCAUGCAACGGGACAGACGGAACAGAGCGGUGCUGUGCGGAGCCCCCGUGCAGCCAACUCCUUCCUUUCUGACCCGGAGCAUUUUGGUGGAUUUUCUGUGCUGCGAGCGUCCUCAAGGCCAGACCGUGGGACUUGGUGACACGGAGCUUUUGUGAGGUGUCCCCAAUCCCUGCGGCAGCUGCCCUUGAGGCCGCGCUGCAGCACUUGCUAACCCCUAGCGUUUGCUAGGCUUUUCUGUCUUUCAGGUGUCCUUGAGCCCAGACUGCAGGACUUGCUGACCCAUACCGUUUGUUAGGCUUUUCUCUCUUUCAGGUGCCCUCGAGGCCAGACCGCAGGAUUGGGGACCCGGAAAUUUUCCGGAGUCUCCAAUCCCUGCGGUAGGUGGCCUCGAGGGCAGCCUGCCGGACUUGGUGACCCGGAGAUCUUCCGAGGUGUCUCUCUCUUGCAGGUGCCUUCAAGACCAGGCUGUGGGAUGGCGGGAAGACGCCUGAGCCUGCUCAGGCCCUUUCGGAAGAAGAAGGAAGGCCCUGGAGCUGCCCCAACCCAGCACCCGGAGAAGAUGGAGCAGUUGCAUCCCCUGCAGGAAGAUCCAGGACGGGACCGGACACAAGACCAGGACCGUGCCCGUGGCUGCUUCCGCAGGGCAGCACAGGCCUUUCUGAAAUUCUUGGGCAUUCGGCGUAAAAGGACCACAACCAGACCAACCGAGGUCAUGGCACAGCCUGACCCCAGCCCGACUGAGCUCGAGGCAGACCCUGAUGUCACCAACACACUGACUGAUGGCACAGGAAACUCUGAUACCCCGACGAUUGUUCACACAACAAAGUCUGACCCUGCUAUGACUGAUGCUACAACAGACGCUGACACCCCAUCGAUUGUUCACACAACAAAGUCUGACCCUGCUAUGACUGAUGCUACAACAGACACUGACACCCCAUCGAUUGUUCACACAACAAAGUCUGACCCUGCUAUGACUGAUGCUACAACAGGCGCUGAGAGCCCAUCGAUUGAUCGCACUGCAAUCUCUGACAUCCCGUUGAGCGAUGAACCCACAAACUCUGGCGCUGCACCACCCGAUCUCACUGCGGAGGCCGACACUGCAAUGACCGAGGGCACUGCAGACACUGACCUCGUGCCCAGGGAGAGUGCGAACUAUGCUCCCACUCCAGAUAUUUUUGAGGAGAAUGGUGUCUCCAGUCCAGAGCAAGUGCCAGCCUUCGUCAGGGACGUGCACCAGAGACUGACAGACAGUGCCACUCCAGAAGAGAAGCUGCUGGCAGAAUUUCUGAGGCUGACUGAUGAACACCCUGCUGAUGUUGUGUUCACCCUCCUGCGCUGUGCCCCAUCGUGUGACAGAGCUGCUGCAACCCUGUGGAAGACCAUCGCCUCAUCGGGAAGGACAGUGGUGAAGGUGCUGCCAGUGCUGCUCCGUGUGAUGCAGAACUGGCCACAGCUCAGCAUGUCCACCUCCGACGGGGACAAAACACAUGUCUUUGCCCUGGCUGCAACCAGGGUGAUUUGGGAGAUUCUCCAGGUGCUCCAGUGCACAGAGCCAUUGAAAAAGUAUUCCACCCGUCUCGUCGUGGAUCUGCUCUUCCAGAUUUCCAUCAGCCCAGAGCAGACACCAGAGGAAGUUGACACCUUGUGGAGGGAAUGCCAGAAGCAAUACGACCUUCCAACAGACUCCAAGAGGUUUGCAGUGCUGACCAUGAAGGCCCUGCUUUGUUAUCUGGAGUGUGAAGAUGUCGUGCUUUCAAUGGAACGGAAGCGUGGCUGGGACACGCUCCUCAGUGCUGACACUCACCACUAUGCAGUGGGUCUGCUGGCCAGGGAGAUGCGCCGUGCCUCGAGCCCCUUGUAUUACCCGAUUGCCCGCUGCCUGCUGAGGCUGCUCAGCAGAGAGAAGACCUGCUGGGAGCUUCCUGCCAUGGCGUUCGUUGUGGAGGUCCUGGACUGCCCAAACAUGACUGAAUGGAGUGACAGCGUCCUGGAGAUCCUUUCCAGGCGCCUGUGGAGCCAGUGCACAGAGAUGCGUCGCCUGGUGUUGAGAGGCCUCGUGGUGCUGAGCAAGGCUCCUGUGAUGGCUGACGGCAUGCGGAGCCUGACACGAAGCCUCGUGGAAGUACUGUGGGAUACAGACAGAGAGCUGGUCAGGAUGGCCCUCUCUGUAUUCAUCAAUGAAGUCCAGGACAGAGACAUCCGAAUCUCCACCCCCACUGCCCUGCGGCUGGCUGAGGUGCUCCAGCCACUCUUUGGCUACGACAACAUCCAUGUGCAAGUGCUCUCCAUUUACCUCUUCCGAAAGGUGAUGGAGUUGGGAGUGGAGGAGAGUAAACAACCCCUGAAGACACACAUCAUCUUCAGCCUGCUCCCACUUUUUUUCCACUGGCAUAAUGAGAACCAGGAUGUGGCAGAAGCGUCUCGGGAAGCGCUGCUUCGUGCAGUGUGGUUCCUGAAGAGGAGGGAUCUUGUGAAGCUGCUGGAGACAGAGCAGCCUUGGAGGUUCAGUGAGUGCCUGCUGGAAAAGGACAAGAGAAGAGCGGUCGACUAUGUGUGCCAGGCCCUGCCGUACCUGGAGAGCCCACAGGAGCCCGUGCGAGAGGCGGCCCUCAGGUUCAUUGGGAUCGCCGGCAGGUACCUGCGGGGACAGCGGGUAGAGCUGCAGAUCGUCAUUGACGUUAUUGAAGGCAUGACUCCUGACAGCGCUGCUGUCAAAAGCCUGGCACUUCAAACCCAGGAAAUCCUAAGAGCUGUCCAGAGACCUCAGUUUUAUCCAGGUUCCAGCGGUUUGAAGAUCAGCUCCAGAAUGUGCAGAAUAGGGAGGUUCCUCUGUGGGGCAGCUGCCGGAGGUCAGCGGAGAACUGAUCCUGGGAACCCUGUCUGAUGGGACCGCCUGAGCCUGCGGGACAGACCCCUCUCUGCAACCAGUUCCUGUUCCUCCACCUUGAGACUAUGAAAUCCCUCUUAGCAUACA
Molecule: messenger RNA, 4327 nt
Organism: Pipra filicauda (Wire-tailed manakin)
Lineage: Eukaryota; Metazoa; Chordata; Aves; Passeriformes; Pipridae
Product: maestro heat-like repeat-containing protein family member 6
Exons: 15
Coding region: 1826-4237 (803 amino acids)
Cellular component (GO): cytoplasm
Source: RefSeq, a predicted model, not a curated record